AUGCAAAAUCGUAAUGCGUACUGUCCUGGGUAUACGGAUCAGAAUCACAAGGACCACCUAAGAUAUUUAGAUAUGUUGCGGGAAGAAUUUAUAAAGCGAUAUGAAAAUCCACCCGAACAUGAUAAAACUCUCGAUGACUUUGAUAAUAUAAAAGCAAUAGGCAGUGGCGCGUAUGGAGAAGUUUUCUUAGUUCGCGACAAAGGAACUUUUACUUACCACGCCAUGAAAGUUGUCGAAAAGAAAGUUGUGGUUGAGAGAAGACACGUAAAACACUUGAUAUUAGAGAAGAAAAUAUUAGACAGUGUUCAUUUUCCUUUUGUUAUUUCGCUGGACAUCGCGUUUAAAGACAAUAUAUACCUUUAUUUUAUAUUGCCAUAUGUAGCUGGCGGUGAGCUGUUCACCUAUAUUCAAAAGUACGGGGGGUUUUCCGAAGUUCUAGCAAAAUUUUACGCCAGUCAGGUAACGUUAGCCCUAGAAUAUAUGCAUCAUUGUGGUAUAGUUCAUAGAGAUAUAAAACCAGAAAAUAUUCUUGUGGAUACUAAUGGAUAUCUUAAGUUAUGCGACUACGGGUUUUGCAAAGUUUUGAAAAAGAAAACAUGGACUUUAUGUGGAACACCUGAAUAUCUGGCCCCGGAAGUAAUUUUGUCAAAGGGAUAUUCAUUUGGUGUUGACUGGUGGGCGCUUGGUGUGUUGAUUUUUGAAAUGGGUUCCGGGCAUCCACCAUUCUUUGCGUCUGAACCCAGCAAGCUAUAUGAAAAGAUAUUAGAAGGUCAAUAUAAAAGUCCAGAUUGCUUAGCUCCUGAUUGCAAAAAUUUAAUCAAAGGAUUGCUGCAAGUCGACCCGACAAAGAGACUAGGCGCCCUCAAAAAUGGAGUAUUUGAUAUCAAAAACCAUCAGUGGUUUUAUGAUAUUUGUUGGCAGUCAAUACUUCAUCAAAGAUUGCCUGCACCUUUUGUCCCCAUUUGUCCAUCGCCAGGGGAUACAAGCAAUUUUCCUGAAAUGGAACAAACAAAACUGAAGAAAUCCUCAAAAUGUCUCUACGAAAAGGAAUUUGAGGAUUUCUAG
Leptosia nina is the source of this 1065-nucleotide messenger RNA. The record is from the annotation of a GenBank genome assembly. Lineage: Eukaryota; Metazoa; Arthropoda; Insecta; Lepidoptera; Pieridae.